Messenger RNA from Penicillium chermesinum, 2283 nucleotides. RefSeq names its product Zn(II)2Cys6 transcription factor. Gene Ontology annotation, molecular function: DNA-binding transcription factor activity, RNA polymerase II-specific; zinc ion binding. Lineage: Eukaryota; Fungi; Ascomycota; Eurotiomycetes; Eurotiales; Aspergillaceae. The transcript is spliced from 4 exons. The coding region runs from base 1 to 2283 and encodes 760 amino acids. Gene Ontology annotation, cellular component: nucleus. The record is from RefSeq and is a predicted model, not a curated record. Gene Ontology annotation, biological process: regulation of DNA-templated transcription.
AUGGGGAAGCGGCCGGCUCGCACGAGCACCCGCAAGGUUACGUCCUGUCUUUCCUGCUACAGACGAAAGCAAAAGUGCAAUCGUAGAUUCCCGUGCAAUCACUGCACCCAACGAAGACGACCGGAACAAUGCAUCUAUCUUUACAGUCCCACUGCCAGCGAAUGUCCGAGCGAGAGGCAGUCCGAACCUUCCAAAUCGGCCGCAGACGAUGAUACGGCGCCGGCAUCUUUUACGGGUAUGGCGCCCGCUGGCAGCCUGGAUCAGCGGCCGAGUGCCGCCUCCAAUGGCAAUAUGCAAGCCAAUGUUGAUGCCGAUGUCGCGCCCGAAAGCAAUGGCCGUGAGCAGAGCCCGGGGGCAGGAGAUGGCACAGACGCAGCCAUGCGGCCCCCACGACUAAACACCGAUGCGAAUCGUUGCUUGGGGCUUUCAGAAAUUUUUGGAUACUCGGACGAGAGCGAUAGAAAUCUGCUUGGGCUCAUAUAUCAUGUGGGCGGCUUGGUGCAUUGCCCUCACCGCAGCGACCGUACGGUGACUCUCCCGCAGGACCAGCUCCGUGUCGUCAAGCGGGAGAUGGCCAAGAUGCCAGCACGACCAAUCCUUGAUUUCCUCCUGCAAUUCUUCCUCGCCGAGGUGAACUGGAUGACGCAGCUUAUCCAUGCACCCAGUUUCAUGCUCUACUACUACUCGUGGUGGGCCAAGCAAUCUCUCCAGUUACUCGACGAAGACAUCCAAGUCACCCACAUUGACUUUGCUGUGCUUAUCCUUCGCACCUGCGCCUUUACGGCCCAAUUCCUCCCGUCACCUACCUACACCGUGGAUUCCAUUCGGGGCAUCCCGCUGACUCAAGUCCGCGAGAUCUGCAACACCGUCGCCACCAACCUCAACGAGGUGGCCGAGGCGGUCAAUGAGCGAGGUUCUCUUUUCCGCGUCCAGCACCUCUGCUUUUAUGCCUUUAACCAGGCUUGUGAAGGCCGUCUGGGAAGCUCAUGGGCGUUGCUGUCCAGCUCGAUACGCGUUGCCCACGGACUCGGCUACCAUAGGCUCGCAGGCAGUGAGUCGCUGCUAGGCGAUCCGCUAGAGCGCGAAAUGAAGCGCCGAGUAUUUUGUAACUUAUACCACAGGCUUCUAUCUCGGCAGCUUGACCGCGUGUCCGCGUUUGGAGAUAGCUUCAAUAUGGACAACCUGCCCCGUAUGCACCUCACGCCCGAGGUCGACUCGGAGAGCGACGCCCCGGAAGCUUUUACAGAGAGAAUUCUGCAGGCCCGUCUGAUGGCCCUGUGGUCAUGCAUCAAGAAAUCGCAAGGCGAGGACGGCGCCCCGUACGACCCUACACAAGCGCAAGAGCUGCACGACUGGCUGCAAAAGGACUUUGUCGACACUCUCCCGCCCGCCUUUUCCCUCACCAACCCCGACUGCAAAUGGGACGAGCGGCUCCGACACCUACCCAAGCAGCGGCAGCUGAUACGCGCCACCGUUGGUGAGUCCAUCUGUCACCUAUUCCGGCCCCUCCUCCUCCUCGACGCUGCACACGUCCGCACCAUGCCCAUCUAUAAACAGGUGCUUCUAGACUCGCAAUCCAAUGCCUUGGCUCAUGCCGCAUUCAGCGUUCUCGAUGCUUCGACCAAGCUGCAUAAUCUGAUGGGCGCAAUGCACACGCGCCUACCCGCCGUAGUCAUCUACCCGUUUGAAGCCGCCGUCACCCUCGCCUUGAUCUGCAUCAAAGACCUUGUACCACGGGAAUCAGACAUCAGGGUAACCGGUCUCCGGUCGGACUUCAAAGCUCGAGCAAACAGCACGAGCACGGGCACGGCCUCCUCGAUGGAAGACGUGGUUGCCACCACGCAAGGAGGGGCGCCACAAAGCCAGCCCGUUUAUCGCGAGGCCUGCGUUACCGCCGUCGAGGAGACUCUUAGCUGCCUGCAGGCCCUGGCCGAUAUCAGCGUCUUAGCCGAAGGCGCUGCGCAGAGCCUAGCGCCACUGCUUUCGACGAUCCACGACAUGCCCAUGAAUGACGCUGUUGGCGGCAUUAGCACCGAUGGUGGUGCCUUGCUGCCCUCGCCACGGGUGUCGCUGGGGCAGUCACACCCUUUGUUUGCGCACAACUCAGACUUGAGUCUAUCUACCUGGCUGUCAGCGAGCUCUGGCUUGCACACCGUUAGCAUGGCCGAAACCACGACCGAUACACUGAGUGAUGACUGGGUUUCGUUUGGGCUGUCCUCACUAAACGAUCCCUGGAACACGGUGGUACAAAACGGGUUAUUAGGUGAUUGGAACAAAAAAUAG